UUCUACCACAGCUCUUCUGCUCAUUAGGACGAUCAUUUGCAAGAGCAAGCAAGUGCGCUUAGUGCUAUUUUAUCAGUGAGGAAAUGAAGGCUUGGAGGGGCUCUGUCACCCUGAGGGUCACCCAGCUUUGUGAGUGUCAGGGGCUUGGAUCUGAACCCAGGGUCUCUUGAGGUGUUCUCCUGACGUCCCUCAGCAAAGGAAGUCCGAGCCCCUGCUUCCGGUAGCACGAGGACGGAGACACAGUGCUCCAUGCUCUUGCGCAGCUCACCUGAGCAUAGGUGAACGUGGCCCUGAGCCUGGUCGAGGUGAGGCUCCAAGCCCUGCCACCCCAUCCCUGCCACUGGAAGGCUGUCUUUGCUCUGGAAUUCUGCUCCUGAGCCACACUCACGUCACUGCCUCUGGCUGCAGCUGUUGGCUGCCUUCUCUGCUACGUCAGAACCCAAGUCAGAUUGGAGGCUGCAUGUGGAGAAGGAAUUGGGAAAUGAAGGGCUGGUUUGGAGGACAGCUCUCCCUGCCCUCCACUAGGAGCUGACCCCGCUCUGAACCGCUGUGUGCUUUCCUCCCGAAGAGCAGGCGGCCCUGACUGACAGUCAGGGUGAAGGAGAAGUUGCAGUCUGAGCACUGAGGCCUGGUCAGACAUCAUCGGGUCAGCAUGGUCCUUCACCUGCAGGUUGUCACCUUAGGCCUCCUGCUACUUCACACAGGCUCUGUAUUUUCUACCCAAGUGAGUGCAGUGGAGGGGCAGUCGGUCACACUGCCCUGCACCUACUCGGUGUCUGGAGGAUCAGUCACAUCCAUGUGCUGGGGCCGAGGGCCCUGUCCCAGGAACCAGUGUUCAGACACACUUAUCUGGACGGAUGGACAUCAGGUCUCCUCUAGGAGAAAUGAACGUUAUUGGUUAAACCAGCAUAUUAAGCAAGGAGAUGUGUCCUUGACCAUCGAGAAUGUAACCGUAGGUGACAGAGGCCAGUACUGCUGCCGGAUUGAGGUUCCGGGAUGGUUCAAUGACAUCAAAAAAACCAUCUCACUCAGCGUUGUGCCAGCCACGACCACAAGAGCUCCAAGAACACCGGGUGUCUCUACUGCUCCAAGAACACCAGGUGUCUCUACUGCUCCAAGAACACCAGGUGUCUCUACUGCUCCAAGAACACCAGGUGUCUCUACUGCUCCAAGAACACCGGGUGUCUCUACUGCUCCUACAACACCAGCACAUACACAGAGCCACAAAACAGAACCUAGUCCACCUGUCCCUAGUCAAGCAGGAGAAACCCAGCCUACAACACUGCAGGAAACAAAGCCUCAGCCCACCACCUCCUCCCCAGACUCUGGCCCAACAGGUGGGAAUGCCAUGGUGACCCAGUCCUCAGAUGGCCCUUGGCGUAACAAUCAAACUCAGGUGUUUGAAGCACAAAACCCCUGGGUGAACACUGACGGGCUCUAUAUUGGGAUCCUUGUCUGUACCUUGGUUUUGCUCAAUAUUUUGGUCGCCAUCGCUAUCAAAGAGUAUUUCAUCAGCAAAAAGGCAACAUGGACACUAAGCAAGGUUUUGUGGACUCCUUCUCCAAUUCCAGCUUUGGAACUGCGAGCCUCAGCAGAAGACAAUACCUACAUCAUCGAGGCAAACCACUGAGUCAUAAAUUAAGGCCCAGCGGUUCUCUCUCCAGGACUGCAGAAGACAGUGCCCUGGCAUCACCACAUAAAGGCCUUUUCAAUCCCAGGACCACGUUUCUGUAUCACUUUUCUCUGCCGUUCCAAAAGAUCAGUGCUGCUGGAUAGAGUAACUCUCGGGGUCAAAGCCAUAUGUUGUCAAAUUCAUUGUUAAUGGAGUCCUCAUUUUGAGGCUAAGACUGGCCCAGUCUUUCCAGGCACUGCAGCACUCUCUGUCAAACGCGAACACCUCAGAAUUUUGUCUUUUCUUUAGACUCCAUCAGCCCUCUGUCCACCAAAGAGAGUAAUGGGGGAUAGCACAGGAAAUGAACCCACCACCACUGUCAAGAGGAAUAGGAUUUAAAAAUCAAAAUAUCCAGUUUGAGUCUUCAUUUGGGAGAGUUUCAUGGUUACCUGUUGUUUUCACACUGGAAGUCCAAAUGUGACAUCUCGUUUGCUCCCUAAGUUUAAAUCACGUGAGUAGCAGGGUUUUAUUUGCUUUAUGAGGAAGCAGAAGUGAGUCCCCUUUCGGUGUUGUAGGUAGAUAUGUUUUCUCACGGCUCUGCGUGGUCCCGGGACACACAGGGCCCUCUUAGCUGUCAGUGAAGUCACCGCUCUGAGUAGGAGCCAAGUAGGCACCCGGGGAAGACAGUCACUGCCCAUGGCCCAUCAGCCUCAGUGUGUGUCACACUGUCCCUGGGCGCGGUGCUGGCUGUGGACAACUGCCAGCUCUGAAGUAAGCUUGAGAACGAGGCAGGGCAGAAAUGAACAGCAAAGAAGGAAAGAAUGGGAAAAAGGUUUUCUACCUAACAAAAGUCCUACUGCGUGUAUAAUCGUAUUUAAAAUUGUCGCCACCAUUUUCAACCAAAAUUCUAACUUUCUAAAUUGUCCCCAGAGCACUUUUAGAUUUCAAAUUAUUUCUGAAGGGUCUUUUUCCUAUCAAUCAAUACCAAUGUAAUUUUUGCUAUGUAAUCAAAUGUUUGGUUCUGUCAAGAGAGUUAAACAAAGGCUGCCCUAAAGAUAGCUUCAGUCACGGCUGUGAUUCUUUAUGGUGCUGGCUUACAAGGGUUAGCGUUGUCCAGAGAGAGAAGCGUUUCUACAGGCACCGUUAACAGGCCUGGGUGUUCAUUUUAGUUUCGAUUUGAGCAAACGCUGACAUAACUCACGCUUGGGGCUCACAGCUGCUCUCUCCAUAGUGGUCUAGGAGGGCAGGGCGCUUGUUUUCAAAGGUCCUGGUUUUGCCACUGCUCUGCAGAGUUCUAGGAAGUGAGGAGGUCCUCAGAGGGAGGGUCUGGGGCAUAAGACAGCUGCACACUUUAUUCUGGGUUUGCCAAGUGAGGUUAACAUGGCUUGGUGUAAAAUUUUACCGUGUUCACACUGCAGAGCUUUCUUUGUCUGAAAUUUGAGGCAACAUGCAUAAAUGGGAAACUUUAAAAUAAAUAAAACCCCAGAUUUGGAGCUUGUCCGGAAAGACUUGUCAAGAUUGGGUUGCAUUCUGAUGUGGCCAGGGCCCUAGGAGAUGGAGCCACACACUCUAGCACUGAGCUCCUUGUCUUCCUGCACACUUAUUUGUAUUCCUGUUUGAUACCUGCAGGGCUUUGUAUUUAUGCCACCUGCUCUAAUUCUCCACAUCCUCCUGCAGGUUUAUAGUGCACCUUAAAGGGCCUGGGAAUAGGGUCAAUUGUUUAUUUAGCAUUUGAAUUUGUUUGAACACAGGAGUACCAGUAACUAGUGGCAUCCUGUGAACAAAAUACACCAGACCUUGGCAGAAAACACGAAUUUUACAGGAUUUGAAUUGGACCUGAUUUCUAGUCUUAACGCUUAGCAGUAACACUAGGUGACCUUAGACUAACUUGGUCUUUAUUCCUAUCAGAUAUAAUCAGUUCAUAUCUACCUUGUUAUAUAGUGGAAAUUCCAAUAAAAUGUUACUUGUUAGAAGACUUUAAAAAGUAAAAAACACUACAGAAUGCAAGUUUUCCCCCCCAGCAGAGUUUCUAGUGUUAGCAAAUAUACUAUCUGUUCUCAGUACUUCAUUUCACUGGAGUUACAUUCAUAAAUCUCUUGCUGUAUAUGAAUAUAUAUAUAUUUUUGAAAUAAUCAUUUUUGGAAGAGUUGAUAUUGGGUGGUUUCAUUACUAUAGUAUAGAAGUAAAUUGGUAAUAAUGGGAAGAAGGGAUAAGAAAAAUGGAGGAAUUUAAGAGAAUUCUUCUCUAAACUUAUCAGUCAUAGAUAAUAUAGAAUUUGGUUUGAUUUUGAUCUUUUGAAACGUGAUAGAAUCCAUUACCUAUAAUCUGUCCUGGAAUGUUAGAACACAGCUAUAGUUAAUAUUUUUACCUAAAUUGAUGAAAUUUUGAACAUCUUUUAGAAAUGGGAAAACCAAUCAUUCACUGCUAGGUAUAAAAAUGGGAUAAUUUUAUGAGUACAUUACAGUGAGGGAUUCUUACUGAUUGUGUAAUAAAAGUUCCUUUUUUAUUUA
Messenger RNA from Heterocephalus glaber (naked mole-rat), 4122 nucleotides. It is a transcript of the gene Havcr1, whose product is annotated as hepatitis A virus cellular receptor 1. Gene Ontology annotation, biological process: phagocytosis, engulfment; positive regulation of mast cell activation. The record is from RefSeq and is a predicted model, not a curated record. Gene Ontology annotation, cellular component: cell surface. Lineage: Eukaryota; Metazoa; Chordata; Mammalia; Rodentia; Bathyergidae. Gene Ontology annotation, molecular function: phosphatidylserine binding; virus receptor activity.